CCUCACUUGAGCGUUUUCAAGUUCUAAAACAAACUGUGGCCAAAGUUCACAGCACAGAAAAGGCCCUAUCCUCUUCAAGCCCUCCUCAUAAUGGCGGAUCAAACAGAGGUCGAAGCGGGUAUCCAGAAAGGCGAGAGAAUCAUCGCUAGGUUGUUUCUCCCUGCCGGGGAUGAUCUCGAACUACCACGGGAAGGCUUCAACCUGAGAACCUAUGACAGAUUUCUUGCGCUCUUCGACUUCGAAACCAACGCUCUCGGGGCUGGCUGCGACGAAGCGAUUCUUGACGCUGUUUCGGUCAUGAGGGCCAAUAUUGCUGUCACCAGAGGUGAUUUACACACACAACUAUCAGCGAUCCAUGAACACCUCGAAGAUAAACUCGAGCACGCCAUUCACUGUGCUGUGCGUAUAUGGCUCAUGAUCAACACCAGACCGGCGCGAUUCGAUGGGACGGCGAUGGACCUGAGUCCCGUACAGAGCUGGGGUGAAAACCAGCGGCUAUGCGAUUUCGUCUACGGCGUCUUUUAUCCCGGGAGGCCUGCCUCGUACCCUACCCCGAGUGACAAUUACACCGAGCAGGAGUUGUCAGAUAUCGCUACCGAGAGUGCCCAGAUCCAGACUCGGCUGACCCAUCCCCUGACCGCGGUCAACCUCAGUCGGUAUCCCAAGGUUCAUAUCCACUGGACCCGCUAUCUUCCCGAACAUCUACAGUUUGAGCACAAUUUCAAGGACGUCAAUGUCUUUGAGCACAAGCAGUGGCUUGCCGACGCUGUCGCGCUGUUGGAGUGGCAUGCCGAACAAGAAGCACAGAAGGUGGCUCGGCGGCGAUCAGCCGAAGAAGGACUGGGUCCAAUACCACACCUUAACGAUCAGGGAGGGAUCCCGGCAGACAACGACUCGACGCUAGCGACUGAUACUGCCGCGACCCCCUCUACCACGGAUACUUAUAUCACCGCUACUACUGGUACUGACGCCGCUACUGUCCAAGCUUUACCCCCGUUCCCCAUCCCUCUCGAGGUCCUCAAAGAGGCGCUGCUCACUCUGGACUAUCUUUUCCCUCCCGACGAGAAACCAACUACCGAGUUCCUCAGGCGCCGCCACAACAGAAACUUUGAUAUCCUCGAAGUCACCUCCAGUAGUGGUCCGACGAAGCCCCGCCUUCGAGACUUUCGCUACUACCACGACCGCCUCGUGGAGAUUGCGCAAGAGUACCUCAACCCUCCCCGAGACUGGAGCACAGUCUGGAGCGACAACCGGAACCCAGUGCAGUUCUGGACAUUCUGGUUCGGUCUGCUCAUCCUGAUCAUAACACUCAUCUUUGGGGUGAUGGCGACGGUGCUAGCUGGCCUUCAGUACGGUGCCGCUAUCCAUCCUCCAGAAAAUGGAGGUGGUAGCGAGCCUAGGGGGCCGUGAUGCCCACUUGUAUCUCCCAUUUCAAUACGGUGCAAUUUGGAAACUUGUAAGGGCACGGGCUUUACAGAUGAGAGUAUGUUCUCAGCAGACUGGAAAGCAGACUGGAAUAACCAACUUGGCCCAUCGGUAU
Messenger RNA from Chaetomium fimeti, 1540 nucleotides. RefSeq lists its product as uncharacterized. The coding region runs from base 91 to 1410 and encodes 439 amino acids. The record is from RefSeq and is a predicted model, not a curated record. The transcript has 2 exons. Lineage: Eukaryota; Fungi; Ascomycota; Sordariomycetes; Sordariales; Chaetomiaceae.